UUGCGCAUCGUUACCCUGAUUCUAGCAGAAGAGUCUCGUCUUUUAAAUCGACUCCCCGCGCGAGUUUUCUUUGUCGUGUGCGCAGUACUCUGCGCAGUAAACAAGCUGCGCUAGUACGUAUAAGGUGUGUUAUCAUCGAUAUACACAUAUAAUCAAAUAACACAUUGGUUAAACGUUUUUCCUCGCGUCGUGAAUGUGAAAUAAUUUUACGCACAUAUGCGGCGCGUAUCGUUUGAUUGCAUAAGAAAUUUGCGAUUAAGGAACGUGCGAUGAAUUAGGUUAUGUAUCGUCUAGGAAAAAAACAGCAGUGGCGCUGCGGACAUAUCACGGCACGAGUAUAAUUAAAAUCAAUGUAACAGUGCAGUGUUUCGAGACGAACUUCUUUUAGGUGCAUUUAUCUGUUGGGCAAGAAAUGUCGAACGGAUUAACAGUGUUGAAAGAUGAAAAAGACAUCAAGGAAACAAACUGCAAUAUAUCCAUGGGUAGUGAUUUCAUUCCCCUAUCUCCCACAAAAGGAUCACAGGAAGGACACCUGACAGGGAUGGAGCAGCCAAACAUUUGCAAACAAAUUUUGAAGAGAUCUGCUGAAUCGGAAUUUGAAGGUGCAUCUAGUCCAAAGAAGCGUAACAAGAAUCCACAGCCCAAGAAUGCAGUAUGUGCUUUAAAUGAAUUAAAAAGUGGUGCAGUGUAUAAAGUUGUUGACCAAACUGGCCCCACGCAUGCUCCAAUAUUUACAAUAGCAGUACAAAUCGAUGGUCAAACUUAUGAAGGCAAAGGACGUACUAAGAAAAUGGCAAAACAUGCUGCUGCUGAACUUGCAUUAAGAAAUAUUGUUCAGUUUAGAAAUACGCCAGAAGUUCAUCAAGCUAUUAACACUUGUCAACCUUCUAUUCCCCUUGAACCAGAUUUUACGAGUGAUGUCACGGAACGCGAUAAUCAUCUAGUCAAUGCUUUUAAAACUUUAACUCAAGAACCAAAGAACACGAAUAAAUUUUUAGAAAAAGGUCCUGUAGCGCUUAUUAACGAAUUGUAUCCUGGUGUAGUAUAUAAAUGUGUUUCUGACAAUGGUGAAAGCUAUGCAAAAUUUACAAUAUCGGUGACAAUUGAUGGAGAAACAUUCGAGGGAACUGGACCAAGUAAAAAAUUAGCAAAAGCUGCGGCUAGUAAAGCAGCAUUAGCUAAAUUAAGGAACGUUCACAGUUCCUCGUUCUGUAUACCGCUUCCGGUUCGCGUUUUGCCAAACUUUCCCAGUAGUGGCCAUUGGCAAGAUCAAAUGUCUUUACCUCAAAUGUUAGCUGAUAAAAUUGGGAAAAUGGUGAAUCAAAAAUUUAGCGAAUUAAUUCAAUCAAAACCGCAACAUGCUCGUCGUAAAGUUUUAGCUGGCAUUGUUCAAACUAAAGGUUCAGAUGCGGAGUUAAUAUGUGUAACAACUGGUACAAAAUGUGUCUCGGGAGAACAUCUGAGUGUCAGCGGUGGUGCAUUGAAUGAUUGUCAUGCCGAAGUGGUAGCGAGAAGAUGUUUAUGCGAAUAUUUGUAUAAACAAUUGGAACUUCAUACGGAGGACCGGGCUGCGGAAUCUAUUUUAGAACCAGCAAAGAAGGGAUUUAAGCUAAAACAAGGCAUUCAGUUUCAUUUGUACAUAAAUACCGCACCAUGUGGUGAUGCAAGAAUAUUUUCACCACACGAAGAGAAUGAAUCCGUCGAUAAACAUCCGAAUCGAAGAGCAAGAGGUCAAUUGCGAACUAAAAUAGAAUCCGGAGAAGGUACCAUUCCCGUAAAAAGCAGCGAGGGUAUCCAAACAUGGGACGGUGUGCUUAUGGGCCAAAGACUGCUGACGAUGUCGUGUUCGGACAAAAUAGCUCGCUGGAACGUACUUGGCGUGCAAGGUGCACUCUUGAGCUACUUCAUCGAGCCAAUUUACUUCCACAGCAUCGUUCUUGGCAGUCUAUUGAACCCAAGCCAUAUGUAUAGGGCGGUCUGCGGACGUAUUGAAAAUACGAUCCAAGGAUUACCGCCCCCAUACAGACUCAAUAAACCACUUAUGAGUCUUAUUACUUCCUCAGAGGUGAGACAACCUGGAAAAGCACCUAAUUACAGCGUUAAUUGGACAAUCGGUCAACUAGAAGCUGAAGUAAUAAAUUGUACUACUGGAAAAGACGAAUUAGGAAAACCUUCUAGAAUAUCGAAACAAGGGCUGUUCAGAAGAUUUUACAACUUAUUAGGUAAACUUAGUACUAUUGAAGAUGCUGAUAAAAAUCAGUGUCGUCAUUAUUUAGAUGCAAAAUCUUCCGUACAGAAUUACUCGCUUGCCAAGCAUCAGUUGAAGGAAGCUUUCGUAAAGGCACAUCUAGGCAGUUGGGUUAAGAAACCAAUCGAACAAGAUAUGUUUGAAGUUGAUAUCUGACUAAAUCAGGGUAAUGAUAAGAUCUCAGCAGAUGAUACGGUUUUUCGGCUGUCAGACUACGUAGUUCCUACUGCAAACUAGACCACUCGUUCAGCGUGUUAUGAUAUGGCAGAAUGCGGCAUCAGUAAAGCAUAAAUCGUAGGUUCUCGUAUAUGUCUGGUGAUUUUGGUUAUACGAUUCUUGUCGUAUAUAACGUGUGUUCAGAGUGUAAAAAAAAAAAAAGAAAAAAAAAAACGCAAGCCCUUGUUGGUUACUGGUUAUCUUGUCUUCGAGCCGUCGAAGGUUUUACGAUUCGAUAGUUGCUCAGUUUAGAUAUAGGGUUAUCAUAACUUUCGAUACUUCGAAUUAUAAUCUUAAUCUUAAUUAAUUAGUGUGAUGUCAAUUUCGACAAAUUUUAUAGACUGGUAGAUGUAUAAAAAAAAAAAAAAAAAAAAAAUAAAUUUUAUUUCGCAACACGAAUCAGGCAAAGAAAGAUCACACGUUGUGAAUUUACUAUUUGCGUAUAUAUUGAAUUCGAUCAAUUUUAAUAUUUGACACAUAUCUGAAAAUCAGUUUUACGAUCGGAAAUUUUUAAAGCGGAUAUUUAAUAAUGGGGAAAAAAAAAAAAAAAGAAAAGAAAAGAAAAGAAAAGAAAAGAAAAGUAAAUACCUCUUGGUAAUUACUCUAAAUUACUCGUGAAUAGAGGGGAAAAAAAUUUAAAUUGACAAAACAUCUCGGGUUUUUAUUCGUGCCUGCAGUAUUUUCUAGGCUUUAGAAGUAACAGUGAUAUUAUAACGUGCAUCAAGUUACAUCCCUAAAGGCUGUGACCGAGUAUAGAAUUGUUAACGCAAAUUAAAUACUUUGUUGCGAAGUUUCAACGAAAUAAGACAGGAAUCGAUUCCUUGUCGGCGCAUUAAAUUUCUUUCGUGUCUAUUUUCGUUUAAAUCCUUCGUUUUUUUUCUUUCUUUUUUUUUUUUCUUUUUUUAAGCAUUUUGUAGCGUUGGAUUAUUUUUUAUAAUAAUAAUAAUAAUGAUGAUGAUGAUAAUAAUAAUAAUAAUAAUAAUCGUCGACAAAGAAUCGGCCCUCGACAGUUCGACGUUGUUAUUAUUGGUUUUUAUAGGGAACAAAUGACAGAGGAACUGUGUGAUUAAGAAAUUAGCGUGAAAGUAUGGAUGAAUUAUAUGGUGAGUGUAGAAAUAUAUUAUAUUAAUAAUAGUUUAGAGAAUCCUAAGAUCAUUGCCUCACUGUGCCAGUAUUAUACACUUAAUGCGAUUCUGCCGUAAUGACACACUGCCCGGUGUCGGUCCAGUUUUGCAUGAGAAACUCGACAAAUGUACAAAUUAAUUUCGUUGCAGUAUUUCCUACUAUAUAGUAUUAGAAGCAAUCAAUCUUCAAAAAAGAAAAAAAAAAAAAAA
Molecule: messenger RNA, 3798 nt
Organism: Apis mellifera (honey bee)
Lineage: Eukaryota; Metazoa; Arthropoda; Insecta; Hymenoptera; Apidae
Gene: Adar
Product: adenosine deaminase acting on RNA
Exons: 8
Coding region: 413-2404 (663 amino acids)
Biological process (GO): RNA processing; adenosine to inosine editing
Cellular component (GO): cytoplasm; nucleolus
Molecular function (GO): double-stranded RNA adenosine deaminase activity; double-stranded RNA binding; tRNA-specific adenosine deaminase activity
Source: RefSeq, a predicted model, not a curated record